This is a messenger RNA of Penicillium mononematosum, 2415 nucleotides long. It is a transcript of the gene drs1, whose product is annotated as putative ATP-dependent RNA helicase DRS1. Bases 1 to 2415 code for a protein of 804 amino acids. NCBI's taxonomy places the organism in Eukaryota, Fungi, Ascomycota, Eurotiomycetes, Eurotiales, Aspergillaceae. The transcript has 3 exons. Gene Ontology annotation, molecular function: RNA helicase activity; nucleic acid binding; ATP binding. The record is from RefSeq and is a predicted model, not a curated record.
AUGGCUCCUCAAUCGGCGAAGCGGAGUUCCGCCAAAGACGAUGAUUUCGUAUUCACGCUCUCUGACGACGAGAACGAACCCCGGUUCGAGGAAGAAGACGAUGGCAACGAGAUGCAGGAUGAUAAUGCGCCGGCAGACAACAAGAAGCGCAAGCGCGAGGUCGAAUCCGUCAAGCCCAAAAACAAGAAGCAGAAGCAACAGGAAAAGCAGCAAUUGAAGAACGCCAAGAAGAACAAGAAGAAUGCCGAGCCCGCUCCCGAACCCGAGUCGGAAGAAGAGGAGGACGACAAUGCUGCAGCUGAUGCAACGGAAGACGACGGCGUCUUAAACCCCGAGUUCGAGUUCGAUGUCGGCGGUGUCGCGAACCAUGGUGUCACUGAAGGCUUUGAUGGCUGGGGCAUUGAUGACAACGAGGAGAAGCGCUCCGGCGACAAGAAGGCUGUCGAUAUUGACGAUAUCAUUGAGCGGAGGCAGGCCAAGAAGGAUGAGGCUGCUGCUAAGAAGCAGAAGAAGAAGGCUGCCGAGAAGGAAGAGAGCGCCAGCGCAUCUGAAGACGACGCUGCAUCGGGCGACGAAAUGCCCGUUGACUUCGAUGACGAUGAGCUCAUGGCGGAUGACGCCUUCGGAAUGGGCGCGUACGGCGAGGAAGAGAGUGAUGCCGAGGGCCCUGAGCCUGGCUCUGGGGAUGAAGACGAGGAGGACGAUGAGGAUAAGGACGAGAACGAGGAUUCCGACGACGACGCUGCAUCCGACAACGACUCUGUCGCCACACCCGUUGGUCACCCCGAUGACAUAGGCUCAGACCGGGAGUCCGAUGUAGAGAGCGAGGUGGACGAGGAGGAAGCAGAGAAGCGCAAGGCGUUCUUUGCCCCCCGAAGAAAAGAAUUCAAUCUUUCCCGCCCCAUCCUUCGAGGUCUCGCCGCCGUUGGAUUCACAGACCCGACCCCCAUCCAGCGCAAGGCGAUUCCCGUUGCUCUACUGGGCAAGGAUAUCGUCGGUAGUGCCGUGACUGGUUCAGGAAAGACCGCUGCCUUCAUUGUUCCUAUCCUCGAGCGUCUCCUCUUCCGCCCUCGGAAGGUCCCUACAAGUCGUGUUGUGGUUCUGAUGCCCACUCGUGAGUUGGCUGUUCAGUGUUACAACGUUUCCGUCAAACUGGCCACCUUCACAGACGUCACAUUCUGUCAAUUGGUUGGUGGUUUCAGUCUUCGCGAGCAGGAGAAUGUGCUCAAGAAGCGUCCCGAUGUGAUCAUUGCCACCCCCGGUCGUUUCAUCGACCACAUGCGCAACUCGCCUAGUUUCACAGUCGACACCCUGGAGAUUCUGGUUCUUGAUGAGGCCGAUCGUAUGCUUGAGGACGGUUUCGCCGAUGAGUUGAACGAGAUUCUCACCACAAUUCCCAAAUCUCGCCAGACUAUGCUGUUCUCUGCGACCAUGACAGACUCGAUCGACAAGCUUAUUCGUGUCGGUAUGAACCGCCCAAUGCGCUUGAUGGUCGAUUCCAAGAAAAACACCGUAUCUACCUUCGUCCAAGAGUUCGUGCGUCUCCGCCCCGGACGGGAAGACAAGCGUCUCGGUUACCUUCUGCAUCUGUGCAAAGAAAUCUACUCAAAGCGCGUUAUUAUCUUCUUCCGACAGAAGAAGGAAGCUCACCGCGUUCGUAUCAUUUUCAGCCUAUUGGGCUUGAAGGCAGCAGAGCUACACGGUAGUCUGAGCCAAGAACAGCGUAUCAAAUCCGUCGAAAACUUCCGAGAUGGCAAAGUUGCCUUCCUUCUCGCCACCGACGUUGCAUCUCGUGGUCUGGAUAUCAAGGGUGUCGAGACCGUCAUUAACUACGAGGCUCCCCAGAGCCACGAGAUCUACCUGCAUCGUGUUGGACGUACAGCCCGUGCCGGCCGCUCCGGUCGUGCGUGCACGAUUGCCGCCGAGCCCGACCGCAAGAUCGUCAAGCUUGCCGUCCGCGCAGGCAAGGCCCAAGGAGCCAAGAUCGCCAGUCGUGUGAUCGAGCAAGCUGUUGCAGACAGCUGGGCGCAAAAGGCGGAGGAGAUGGCUGACGAGGUGGCCGAGAUCUUGCAAGAGGAGAAGACUGAGAAGCAGUUAUCUCAAGCCGAGAUGCAAUUCACCAAGGGUGAGAACCUCAUGAAACACGGUGCCGAGAUCAUGUCGCGGCCGAAGCGAACGUGGUUCGAGACUGAGAAGGAGAAGAAGGUUUCUCGCAAGCUGGGUGCUGUUGAAUUGAACGGUCCCAAUACCAAGAAGAGCAAUGUCAAGCUGAGCAACAAGGACAAGAAGCGUCUCGAUGAUAGGCAGAUGAGACACGAUGGUAAUAUCGGGUGGAAGAAGGGCAAGGGAGAUGCGGAAUCUGCUAAGGAUCCCAAGAAGGGCAAGGGCAAGGGCAGCAAGAAAGGGAAGAAAUAA